Messenger RNA from Colossoma macropomum (tambaqui), 3378 nucleotides. It is a transcript of the gene rab3il1, whose product is annotated as RAB3A interacting protein (rabin3)-like 1. The record is from RefSeq and is a predicted model, not a curated record. The coding region runs from base 278 to 1600 and encodes 440 amino acids. The transcript is spliced from 12 exons. Lineage: Eukaryota; Metazoa; Chordata; Actinopteri; Characiformes; Serrasalmidae. Gene Ontology annotation, molecular function: guanyl-nucleotide exchange factor activity. Gene Ontology annotation, cellular component: Golgi to plasma membrane transport vesicle. Gene Ontology annotation, biological process: exocytosis.
GGUCACGGGCAGCGAACAGCAGAGCGAGACUUUGGCUGCCCAAUUUUCCCAUAAUCUCUUUUGUGCUGGACAAACCGUCUGGAUUUCAAAGCUGCUAAAUACUCUCUGUCACAGAUAUUCUGCAAACAUUGCUUUCCUCAAAAACCUAAGUUCAAUAGCCAUACCAGCGCUGUUCAUCACCAGGCCCAGAGAGAUUUCUGAGAAGAAUGGAGGUCAGUACCCAGAACCAGAGACCCUGAUAGACACCUGGAGCUGUGUUAGUACCUCUCACUGGAAGAUGGAUGCCUUUGAAGGGAUUCAUGUUGUGCAGCUGUCCUCUUCUCCUCCCCCAGUGUCCAGAUCGAGCCCAGGGUACGAGGUGCUGGUGACAGGUAGCUCAGGAAUAGCAGUGUACUCCUCUCAUACGUUUUUUGGAAAUGAUGACUUUUCAGAUCACCGACGAAGCAAGCACAGCAGAGCUAAAGAAGAGAGAUGUCCAGUGGGAAGGUUGAUAGACCUGGAGCCUGAGCCAGACCCUAGUGUAGUGCUGGGAGGGGGACAAGGAGAGAUAAUGCUCCAACAAGAGGCAGGGGCUCAAGGAGGAGACACCUUCAAUGUGUCUCGCCUGCGGAGCUCUUCUCUGGAGAUUAGAGAAAAGGGCACAGAGUUCCUCAGAGAGCAGCUGGACGCUGCCCAGAAGGAGCUGAAGCUGAAGGGGGAGGAGUGUGAGCGGUUGUCUCAAGUGAGAGACCAGCUGGAGCAGGAACUAGAGGAACUGACUGCCAGUCUCUUUGAGGAGGCUCAUAAGAUGGUCCGGGAGGCUAAUGUAAAACAGGCUGCAGCCGAAAAGCAACUGAAGGAGGCACAGGGCAAGAUUGAUGUCCUGCAGGCGGAGGUGUCUGCCCUAAAGACUCUGGUGUUGACCUCCACUCCGUCCUCCCCCAACCGCCAGCUGCACCCACAGCUGCAGUCUACAGGCUCCAGAGCAACCUUGUCUCGCCCUGGUGGUCACACACGUAACAAGAGUGCCACCCUCAGCCUGCCUCAUCUACAGCAGGAGCCACCCUCUGCACCACCACCGACAAACCGAGAAGACAAAGAGUUGGACUCAGUAUUGUUUGCUGAGUUUUUGUCUUGGAAGGAGGCUCCAAGCCUGGAUCAAUCCUCCGCCUUCAUAAGCCGCAUCUACAGAGAGGACAUCGGGCCCUGUCUCUCCUUCACACGCUCUGAACUGUCGCAGUCAGUUCAGAGUGCAGUGGAGAAUAACUCUUUGACUAUUGAGCCUGUUGCUAUGACAGUGCUGCCUAUGGUCAAGGCCUCAGCUAUUGAGUGUGGAGGCCCCAAUGGCUGCCGAGCACCAGUAGAGACGAAGUGUGCGCUGAGUGGACUGUCCCGCACCUGCCGACAUCGCAUCAAACUGGGAGAUAAAGAGAGUUACUACUAUAUCUCUCCCUCCAGCAGAGCUAGGAUCACAGCAGUGUGCAACUUCUUCACCUAUAUCAGAUACAUCCAGCAGGGCCUGGUCAGACAGGAUGCUGAGCAGAUGUUUUGGGAAGUGAUGCGUUUGCGGCGGGAAAUGUCUGUGGCCAAGUUGGGUUUCUUUCUUACAGACGAAAGCUGAAGGACACCCAUGCAACAUGGCCAUUCUGUACACACAGCAAUUUGAUAAUGGCAGGUGAUCGGACAUAGACAUUUGUCUGUUGCUUUAAGAGCCAAGAGGAAAGAAAGCUCCAACCCAAAGCAGAAUCACAGCACAGUAGCAGAACAGCUCAAGUGGUAAGACUUAUGAGAUGAGCUAGUGUGCUACAUGUUUAAUCAGUAUUAUAUUGUUAGUGACUGGACCAAGUAGACAGAAACGUUUCCCAUGUCUUAUAUACACUCCAGACCCUUGGACAUAAAUGCGGUUCUCAUUGUGGAAUAAGCCUGGAAUCAUAGUUGAGGUUAUGUUUUGUUAUUUUCUUUGGCUAGCACAGAUUACAGAUGUUCUAGUCAUACCUCAGAACAGUCCCUCCUUCUCACGUUCAUCAUACCCACAGUCUCUGAGUUUAAAUGACAGAUGCACAUUGGUGGAGUGUUCCAAAGAGUUUACACGUGUCAAACACUAUUUGCCUAAUUUUAAUCUUGCUUCUGCUUUGAUAAGCACUGCUCCACUUUGUUUCCCAGGGUGCACUACAGUGAAAUGGUGCAUGAGAUAAAGAGUUCAGUACCUGAGCUGGCAGGGCUGCUUUCCCAGGCAUAGAUUUAACCUAAUUAUAGGUAACAUUUAUGUUUUGUUGACAGUCAAUAUUUAAUGUAAUUUAGUCUAGAAAGAGCCACAGAGAAACACAAACAACCUUUAUUUUUAACCCCAAAUUUUAACCUGGCAUUGUAUCAAAUACUAUACUUGUGUCUGCCCCUCAGUAUGUUUAUGGAUGUCAGUUGUCAAUAAUUAUUAUAUAUGUAUGUCAAAGAUGUACAUGUUCCAUUUCACUCACAAUGUUACUGAAGCCUUUGUCGUUAUGAAUAACAUUAGAAUUGUAUACAAUGAGCUUUCAUUAGCAAUGCUUGUAUCUGCCUGCUUUGACAAUUCAUCAUUCCCUGAUGGAAACCGAGGUAUUGGCUCAUGGGUGCUCAAACCUGGUCCUGGAGAUCUACCACCCUGGACAGUUCAGAUACAACACGCCUCCUGAAGGCCUUUAUUAUUUGGAUCAGGGUUUGAUUAGAGGUGGAACUAAGCCUUGCAGGGUGGUAGAUCUCCAGGACCAGGAUUGAGCAACCCCUGUUUUGGCUUGUGUUGCAUGGUUGCAUGUUUUUACAUAGGCAUUAUAACUUUAUUACAUUUUACUGACACUCAUUUGUGCAUGAUGUCCAUUUCUCUUUUGUCCAUUUCUGCCACCAGUCAGUGCUGAUGGUUAUGCCUGAAUUGUUUUUGUAAUGAAUUCAGAUGGGCCUUUGGUUCCAGUUGAUAUUGUAUUCAAUAAUAAUGGUUGCAGGUUUGACAAUCAUGAUAUCUUUGAGCAGAAUGUGCUCCAGUGCAAUAUGGAUGCAGCACACAGCCAAGCAAACUUGAAUACUUGUUUAGCAGAUUUAGUUGCUUCACUUUUUUCAAGACCUAAAAGGUAAACACUUUCAGCAGAGGCUUUUCUGUUCGUCUCAAGGUAGACUGACAAAGUACAUAGACAUGGACCUCAUGUCUGUGGAUAUCACCUAACGCUAGUUUAGAUGAUUUGCACAAUGCUGUAAAGCAGGUUUAUGAUUUUAUUUUACAUUUAGAACUUAAAGGAAAAAUGUUAAUCAAGUUUACAUAACCUAAAAAAUUAUUUUAAUGUGUUUUACAUGUAACUACCUUGGGGGAUUAGGAGUCCUCCUCCUGACGCGCAUGUGGAUUAAUGCAAUAAAACAUUGAGUGGUCUGAAUGAG